Lactuca saligna is the source of this 540-nucleotide messenger RNA. Lineage: Eukaryota; Viridiplantae; Streptophyta; Magnoliopsida; Asterales; Asteraceae. The record is from the annotation of a GenBank genome assembly.
AUGCCAUAUCGGAUACGUAAGACAGCUGAAUCUGGGUCUUCACAACCAGUCGUCAUUCCAGAUUCUAUUCUUACAAAGUUGUAUGAAAACAGUGCUUCUCUAUGCUCAUAUCAGAAAUACAUCCACGAAUUACUUCGCCUCCCAAAAAGAAGAGGAAGCAUUCUAAUCAUGCAUCCAACAAAUUUAGAGGAACCAACAUCUCUCCCUAAAUCUGGUACAACCUCUAAGUCAUUCUCUUUCAUAGAUUCUGUAUUUCACGCACCAUCUAAUUAUCAUAAACCAUCUUCUUCAGCUCCAAUUUCACUAGCACACGUUCAGUCGGUUCUAGAAUGUCCAAACCAUCAUGUUUCCUUGGAUUAUGACUCACUUGAGGAUGAUAACCAAGAUGAUGAUAAGAAAUCCGAACCAAAAAAUUUUCCUCAAGAUUAUCCAGUACAAGAUAAUCCCGAUGACGAUACUCCAAUGCGGACGGUCGAUAUCCCUUCCAGUGAAGGACUGAUAGUCAAUGAUGAGACCAAUGACAUGUCUAUUGUUCUUUAA